AUGGAAGCUCCAGAGCAAGUCCCUCAAAUGAAAGUUUGCAAGUGUGUUUAUGAACACAAGAAUAAGUUCACUUAUAUAGCAAUUCCCAUGAAUCUUGAUUACUUCCAGGCAAAAAGCUUGGAAGCGGAGGGUUUUUCUGCAAAACAGGCAGAAAGCAUAGCAAGUGAGCUUGCCGAAAACUUCGUCUCCAAAGCUGCGACGCAACAAUCUGCUACGGUUCAUGAUGCUCACUUCAGUGCCUUCAAAUGGGAAAUGAAGUGCUUACAGGACAAUCAGUUGUUGAUGCUAAAGCAGGAACGCCAGAAGCUGAAAAGUGAUCUGGAACAAAAGAUAAGAAGCCUAGAAUCCAAUUUAGAGAAGAAGCAUGCCGAGUUGGCUGCAUAUGAAGCUGCUGCAACAGCAGAAAUGAAAAACCAGUGUGACAUGGAAAUUUAUAAGCUGAAAGGCCGAAUGGACUCCUGGGAUGCUAAAUGGGCAGCCCAACUGGAAGGAGUGAUGGCAAACGUGGAAGCUGCAACGUAUGAGGUGAAGAAGUAUUGUAUCGGAGCCAUUAUAUCAGCAGGAAGUCUUGCUAUCGGGGCCAUCUGUAUGACGGCCUGUGGUUUUAUGUGAACUGAUUCAUCGUUGUAUGUGAAGGUAGGUUGAAUUGGACAAUUGGUUGUAAGUUGUGCAGGGGGGUUUUGAUUUUGGAAAUGAGUCUGGUAGGUAGGGUUUGAUAUUAGGUUUGUGACAUUUUACUCUUUAAAGAUACAUCUAUCUCAGUUUCCACCAACGCAUCUUUUAAAGAUUUCUUGUUAUCAUGAUCAACAAUCACUUUUUCCUGGUUGGUUCUUUGACUUUCGGUCAGCA
Molecule: messenger RNA, 849 nt
Organism: Helianthus annuus (common sunflower)
Lineage: Eukaryota; Viridiplantae; Streptophyta; Magnoliopsida; Asterales; Asteraceae
Exons: 5
Coding region: 1-612 (203 amino acids)
Cellular component (GO): mitochondrion
Source: RefSeq, a predicted model, not a curated record